Messenger RNA from Contarinia nasturtii (swede midge), 2021 nucleotides. RefSeq names its product UDP-glucuronosyltransferase 1-3-like. Gene Ontology annotation, molecular function: UDP-glycosyltransferase activity. The transcript is spliced from 5 exons. The record is from RefSeq and is a predicted model, not a curated record. The coding region runs from base 137 to 1666 and encodes 509 amino acids. NCBI's taxonomy places the organism in Eukaryota, Metazoa, Arthropoda, Insecta, Diptera, Cecidomyiidae.
UAGAAAGGUGAAUAAGUUGAUGUAUCACAGCGGUUGGUAUUUCAAAAUUCUAAAUUUCUAAUUGUGGUUGAACAUUCCAAAUUUGACCAGAGAAAAAUACAAAUCAAAAAUCAAAGUUUGCAUAUAAUUGGUAAAGAUGAAGGUGCAAAUAGUGUUGGUGUUGGUGUUGGCAAUUUCGACGUCAAAUUCUUUGAGAAUUCUUGGCAUUUUUCCACAUCCGGGUGAAAGUCAUUUUCGGUUUUUUCAUCCAAUUUUACGCGCACUUGCUGAAGCCGGCCAUGAAGUUACAGUUUUAAGCCAUUUUCCAGACAACGAUGCACCUGAAAACUACAAAGAUUUAUUAUUGACAAACACGACUUUACUUACUAAUGCGGUUGAUUUAAAGAUGUUUGAAAAUCGUUCGUGGUCCCAACAUUUCAUGGAUUUCUUUAAUUUGCAACAACUUGGAAUUGAUGCUUGUGAAGUUGCAUUCAAUUCAACUGCUGUGCAGAAUAUUUUGAAAUCGAAUCAAGUGUUCGACGUUGUUUUAUUGGAACAGUUCAAUAAUGAUUGCAUGAUGGCUGUUGCCUGGAAAUUGAAAGCACCUGUUAUUGGCCUAAGUAGUUGUGUACUUAUGCCAUGGCAUUAUGAUCGCUUGGGGAAUCCAUCAACUCCAUCAUAUAUUCCUACGAUCUUCAUGGGUUAUACAGACAAAAUGAAUUUUAUUAAACGCCUCAGCAACUGGAUUACCGUCAAUGUAUUGAAACUUAUGUAUCACUACAUCACGACGCCAGCAACAGAUGAAAUAAUUCAGAAAUACAUGAAAAAUGACAAUGUUCCGUCCGUCACAGAGCUUGUUAAGGAGACCAGUUUGAUGUUUGUAAACAGUCAUUAUUCGUACACUGGCUCAACGCCGAACGCACCAACCGUCAUUGAAUUGGGUGGCAUUCAUAUCAAAGAAGAAAAGCCUCUAGAUACAGAAUUGAAAACUUUCUUAGACUCGGCCAAAGAUGGUGUGAUCUACGUAAGCUGGGGUUCUAUGAUACGUGGAUCAACGUUACCAGACGCAAAACGAAAGAGUCUCUUGAAAGCUUUCGCUUCUUUCAAACAAAAGUUUCUAUGGAAAUUCGAAAAUGACACCAUUCAAGAUCAACCAGAAAAUGUAUUCAUUCGAAAAUGGUUGCCCCAAAGAGAUAUUCUAUGUCAUCCAAAUGUGCGCGUUUUUCUGAGCCAUGGUGGAUUGAUGGGAAGUAGCGAAUCAGUUUAUUGUGGUGUUCCAAUGGUUUUGACUCCAAUGUACGGCGAUCAAUUUCGAAAUGCAGCCGCAGCAAAAGCACGUGGUAUCGGUUUCAUCGUUCCGUAUGAAGAUAUAACAGAAUCAACUAUCAAAAUCGCAAUCUCUAAUGCAUUAUCAUUGGAAACUUUGCAAAAUGCAAAAAAAGUAUCUUAUUCAUAUCGAAAUCGACCCAAGAAUCCAGUUGAAACGGCCGUUUGGUGGGUAGAAUAUGUAUCGGCGACAAAUGGUGCUCCUUUGCUGAAAUCACAUUCAACCAAUUUACCUGCGUUUAUCUAUUAUUCAUUUGAUAUCUACCUUACAAUUGCAACUAUUUUGAUUGCCAUUAUUGGUUUUAUUAUCUAUUUAGUACGCAAAUUAUGCAGAAAAACAAAUAAAUCCAAAACUGAUUAGCAAUAUUCGAGGAAGAGAUAAUUACUGAAGUAGUUGUUCGCAUUAGUUGAAGUGUCGCUUCGUCAUAUUUCCAUUCUCGAAAUUAAAAAAUAGAAUACCGGAAGCAAUUUUUAAAAAAUUCAUUCAGAAUUUUACAACAAUUUUACAAAGUUAUUUUUCUCCUGACGUAAAUUGUUACAAAACAGAAGCUGUUUUUUAAAUUAUCAUUUCUUUUGUUGAUGUAAAGUAAAUGUUCAAUAAACAUCAAAAUAACAUAAAAAAAUGUCUUGGAAUUAUGAAUAUGCAUAUGCUAGAAGAAUUUUUUCUUUUUCUUCACAUUUGAGUACAUAUAAAUAUCGUGUAAAAUCGCACUAAA